AGAGAGGGAGGGGGGAAACGCCGAAGAGCGACAGAGCAGCAUCCAUCUUUGCCCAUAGUGUAGGCUAAGUAACCGACCACAAAUUAGCUUUGCUUGCGACAUAGCAUCACGAUACCAAAAAUUACGAAAUCGUUUUAUGACGUUGACGUAAGUAACACAAUUACUAGACAUUCCAGGUCGGAUUUCUUGACGUGAAUUAGUUUAUGUGGCUUUGAAACCCUGUCAUCUCGUCCGUUACCAGUUAUCUGUGAACAACGUAUGCGUCAUGUCUAACCGAGGGCCCAGUUACGGUCUCAGUCGUGAGGUCCAGCAGAAGAUCGAGCAGAAGUACGACCCGGAACUGGAGACGCGGUUGGUCGACUGGAUACUCAGCCAGCUGAGCGGGGACAGCGGUGCGUCUGGAGUGGACCGACCAUCGCCGGGGAAACAGAACUUUCAAGAGUGGCUGAUGGACGGCAUUAUCCUGUGUCGUCUCAUUAACAGUCUCUAUCCAGCGGAGACUCCUCCCAUCCGGAAGAUUUCGCAGACUAAGAUGGCGUUCGGUCAGAUGGAGAAGAUCUCCCUCUUCCUGAAGGCUGCCGAGACCUACGGCGUCAGUCGCAACGACAUCUUCCAGACCGUCGACCUCUGGGAAGGGAAGGACAUGGCAGCAGUUCAGAGAACCCUGGUGGCGUUGGGCAGUGAGGCUGUCACUAAGGAUGAUGGGUAUUACUAUGGCAACAGAGAGUGGUUCCACAAGAAGCCGAAAGGAAAUAGGCGGAGCUUCACUGAGGAGCAGCUGCGUCAUGGGCGGAGCUACAUCGGUCAGCAGAUGGGAGGCCACAGAGGGGCGUCUCAGGCCGGCAUGACCAGCUACGGCACCCCACGCCAGAUCAUGUAGAGGGUCUUUCUUUGCUUGUCUGGAUCUGAGGAAGCAGAGAUGACGACGCAACAACACGCCACCUAGUGGUUAAACACCUGUGCUGCACGAGGAGUUGUGAGAAGCAUUCCCGCCUCACUUUUUAUUUUGGGAAUUAUUAGCUAUAUUUAUACUUUUAUUUUGAUAACUAUUGAUUUAUAUUUCAAACCUUAUUUUAAUGUUAUGUAAACAUUUUUCUAUUUGCACAUGUAUUUUAUCCUCACAUAGUUACAUAAUAGCAGCAUAUGUUUUUAUUUUGUUUGGAUAAAUUAAGUGAGACUAUUCAGGGAGUAUUUAAAUUAGGAAAUAUAUAUUUAUGGAAUGAUGUCACAUAUAAAGGUAAUUGAUGAUGUCACUUAGAUCAGAAGAUGUCAUGUUGAUAAGUAAGUAAUUGUAAAUUGCCAAAUCCAUUGUGAAAAACUUCUUGCUUCUUGGUUAAUGAAUAGUGGUCCCGAUGCCUGAUUUAUCCAAGAUAUUAAUCUCAGUAGAGUAUGAUAUCAAAGAUUGUAUUUGAAUGUGUUUGUAGGUGUGAGAGUGGAUCAAUAUCCAACAUGUGUGGAUUACAGCAGAUAACUGUAAAAAAAGCUAAUCCCAGGCUAACCCACAAAGAUGUUGUUAGUCUCCUUACUUGUAAGAAACCUCAUUGAGGGUUCUCGUAAAGACAAUCUAAAUAAUAUGCACAAUGCAAAGCCAAACAUGAAGUAUUGUAAGUUGUAUUUGUAAGUAUGAAGCAUUCAGAAGCUGGUGUAAUUGGGUGUUGAUUUGAAUUGUAUACGACACUGCUAUGAUGAAGUCAUAAUGAGAACGGGUUUUGUAAAAGUUCACACAUGUACACGUGUGUUAUCCACAAUGAAGAAGCAAUAAAGCUUGAUUAGGAGUCAACAAUUAUGACAAUUAUUUU
Molecule: messenger RNA, 1799 nt
Organism: Alosa sapidissima (American shad)
Lineage: Eukaryota; Metazoa; Chordata; Actinopteri; Clupeiformes; Clupeidae
Product: transgelin-3-like
Exons: 6
Coding region: 266-880 (204 amino acids)
Molecular function (GO): protein binding
Source: RefSeq, a predicted model, not a curated record